This is a messenger RNA of Jaculus jaculus (lesser Egyptian jerboa), 4399 nucleotides long. RefSeq names its product signal transducer and activator of transcription 3 (gene Stat3). Gene Ontology annotation, biological process: regulation of transcription by RNA polymerase II; defense response; response to peptide hormone. The transcript has 24 exons. Gene Ontology annotation, molecular function: RNA polymerase II cis-regulatory region sequence-specific DNA binding; DNA-binding transcription factor activity, RNA polymerase II-specific. The record is from RefSeq and is a predicted model, not a curated record. NCBI's taxonomy places the organism in Eukaryota, Metazoa, Chordata, Mammalia, Rodentia, Dipodidae. The coding region runs from base 161 to 2473 and encodes 770 amino acids.
CGGUCGCUCCGCGCUGUCUGUCCGUCCGUCCGUCCACAUCGGCUCUCAGGACAGAGGCCCGGCGGCCCACGGGGACCCGGCCGCUCGCACCCGGCGCUAGCGCAGCGCGGCCCGUGGGGCUUCAGCGGGAGAAACAGUUGGGACCCCUGACUUCAGCAGGAUGGCCCAAUGGAAUCAGCUCCAGCAGCUGGACACACGGUACCUGGAGCAGCUGCAUCAGCUCUACAGCGACAGCUUCCCCAUGGAGCUGCGACAGUUCUUGGCACCAUGGAUCGAGAGUCAAGAUUGGGCCUAUGCAGCCAGCAAAGAGUCACAUGCUACGUUGGUGUUUCAUAACCUCUUGGGUGAGAUUGACCAACAGUAUAGCCGCUUCUUGCAAGAGUCCAACGUCCUCUACCAGCACAACCUGCGAAGAAUCAAGCAGUUCCUGCAGAGCAGGUAUCUUGAAAAGCCAAUGGAGAUUGCCCGGAUUGUGGCCAGGUGCCUGUGGGAAGAAUCCCGCCUCCUCCAGACAGCGGCCACUGCGGCCCAGCAAGGGGGCCAGGCUAACCAUCCUACGGCCGCUGUGGUGACAGAGAAGCAGCAAAUGCUGGAGCAGCACCUUCAGGACGUUAGGAAACGUGUGCAGGAUCUAGAACAGAAAAUGAAAGUGGUAGAGAAUCUCCAGGAUGAUUUUGAUUUCAACUAUAAAACCCUCAAGAGUCAAGGAGACAUGCAGGAUCUGAAUGGAAAUAACCAGUCUGUGACCAGGCAGAAGAUGCAGCAGCUGGAGCAGAUGCUCACGGCUCUGGACCAGAUGAGGAGAAGCAUUGUGAGUGAGCUGGCAGGGCUCUUGUCUGCCAUGGAGUACGUGCAGAAAACACUCACAGACGAGGAGCUGGCUGACUGGAAGAGGCGGCAACAGAUUGCGUGCAUCGGAGGCCCUCCCAACAUCUGCCUAGACCGUCUGGAAAACUGGAUAACCUCAUUAGCAGAAUCUCAACUUCAGACCCGCCAACAAAUUAAGAAACUGGAGGAGUUGCAGCAGAAAGUUUCCUACAAAGGGGAUCCCAUCGUACAGCACCGGCCAAUGCUGGAAGAGAGAAUCGUGGAACUGUUUAGAAACCUGAUGAAAAGUGCUUUUGUGGUUGAACGGCAGCCCUGCAUGCCCAUGCACCCCGACCGACCCUUGGUCAUUAAGACCGGUGUCCAGUUUACCACAAAAGUCAGGUUGUUGGUCAAAUUCCCUGAGUUGAAUUAUCAGCUUAAAAUUAAAGUGUGCAUUGACAAAGACUCCGGCGAUGUCGCAGCUCUCAGAGGAUCCCGGAAGUUUAAUAUUCUGGGCACAAACACAAAAGUGAUGAACAUGGAAGAGUCCAACAAUGGCAGCCUCUCUGCAGAAUUUAAGCACUUGACACUGAGGGAGCAAAGGUGUGGGAACGGAGGUCGCGCCAACUGUGAUGCCUCCUUGAUUGUGACCGAGGAGCUGCACCUCAUCACCUUUGAGACUGAAGUGUACCACCAGGGCCUCAAGAUAGACCUGGAGACUCACUCCUUGCCAGUUGUGGUGAUCUCCAAUAUCUGCCAGAUGCCCAAUGCCUGGGCAUCAAUCCUGUGGUAUAACAUGCUGACCAACAACCCCAAGAAUGUGAACUUCUUCACCAAGCCCCCAAUUGGAACCUGGGAUCAAGUGGCUGAGGUGCUGAGCUGGCAGUUCUCCUCCACCACGAAGCGAGGGCUGAGCAUCGAACAGCUGACCACACUGGCGGAGAAGCUCUUAGGACCUGGUGUGAACUACUCAGGCUGUCAGAUCACCUGGGCUAAAUUUUGCAAAGAAAACAUGGCUGGCAAGGGCUUCUCCUUUUGGGUCUGGCUGGACAAUAUCAUUGACCUUGUGAAAAAGUACAUCCUGGCCCUUUGGAAUGAAGGGUACAUCAUGGGCUUCAUCAGCAAGGAGCGGGAGAGGGCCAUCCUGAGCACCAAGCCCCCAGGCACCUUCCUGCUGAGAUUCAGCGAGAGCAGCAAAGAAGGAGGGGUCACUUUCACUUGGGUGGAGAAGGACAUCAGUGGCAAGACCCAGAUCCAGUCAGUGGAACCAUAUACCAAGCAGCAGCUAAACAACAUGUCAUUUGCUGAAAUCAUCAUGGGAUAUAAGAUCAUGGAUGCCACCAACAUCUUGGUGUCUCCGCUGGUUUAUCUCUACCCUGACAUUCCUAAGGAGGAGGCUUUUGGGAAGUAUUGUCGGCCGGAGAGCCAGGAGCACCCUGAAGCCGACCCAGGUAGUGCUGCCCCAUACCUGAAGACCAAGUUCAUCUGUGUAACACCAACGACCUGCAGCAAUACCAUUGACCUGCCGAUGUCCCCCCGCACUUUAGAUUCAUUGAUGCAGUUUGGAAAUAAUGGUGAAGGCGCUGAACCCUCGGCAGGAGGGCAGUUUGAGUCCCUCACGUUCGACAUGGAGCUGACCUCGGAGUGUGCUACCUCCCCCAUGUGAGGAGCUGAGAACGGAAGCCGCAGAGAAGGAGCUGAGGCGCCUGCUCGUGUUCCACCCCUUCAGCAGCCAAACCCCAGAACAUCUGAAACUCCUAACUUUGUGGUUCCAGAUUUUUUUUUAAUCUCGUUCUUAUGCUAUCUUUGAGCAAUCUGGGCACUUUUUUUCAAAAUAGACAAAUGAGUGAAUGUGGGUGAUGUGCUUUUGUGCAAAGAAGAAAGUAUUCUCUGAGCCCAUGAUGGGACUUGCGAGCGAGCGGAGGCCGGAGGGAGAAAAAGGAAACGUCUGUGUUCUCUUGUUCCCCUGCCCUCCUUUCUCUGCCGUCUGCUGUUUGUUGUUAGACAAGUGCCUCCUGGUGCCUGCAGCAUCCUUCUGCCCAUGUCUGUGAGCUGAUGCCUCAGGCUGCUGGAAGCUCUGGGCUUCUGGCAUUGCACUUUGAAACUUGCUAACAUCCAAAUAGAGGAUAGGACUAGCUAAGCCCCUAGGCUUCUUUUUAAAUUAAAAUAACAAUGAUGAUAAUAAUUAAAGGGCAAAACACACGGUAACUGCAUAGCCUUUCUGUAUGCAAGAGAACUCAGUUAACACCUCUUUGGUGCUUUAAGCAUUCAGCUGUCUUCAGGCUGAUAAUUUAUAUAGAUCUGAAAGGGCUUCAGGUCAGACCCUUACAAGACAUCUAAAGCUGUGGUUUGGCCUCUCUGGUUUGAACCUAGACAUCCCAGGCUCUUUUUGUAAACAGUUUUAUUUGUCCUGGAGUGUACUGGUCUGCUGGAGGGCAAGGCUGGACACUGAAAACCUUUGCUCCCUUUCUCCUGGACUCUGGCCCCUGUUUCGGGACCGGCUUGUCCUGUGGGUGCCUUACUGGGCCUAGGAUCAACCUGGCUUCCUUUCCCACCUGCCCCUGCUAAUGGUAUGUCUCCUUCCCAUGCCAAAGGGGCUCCUGUCCUGUUUACUUUUAGAAAUCUUGGUCUUGAGACCUCCUGUGAGGAGAGGGAAGGGUUUUCAGCUUGAAUGGGCCUCAGACCGCAGGGUCUCGGUGAAGUGUGUCACGAGCUCAGGGAGUAGGACAUUUGUGAUUGGUAGAGGCAUCUGCAGUCCUCCUUCACUUGCCAGUGUAGAAUCUCCAGGCUGCCCGUCCUGUGAGAGGUGCACUCCCAGCCUCUCCGGAGUGACUUUCUGCUCCCGCUGGGGAUGUAGGAGAGGCAGAACAAGCAGAGUGUCUGCUCCUGGUCCGGCCUUCAUGUCACCCGCCUGCUUCAGCCAUUCAGCUCACCUGCACACUUGCCAGUGGGCCAGGCAGGUCUCCUUUCACCCCGAGGCAUGGCUGGGUUUGAUGACUCAAGACCAUCUUCACCAAGAGUGUCUGUGGAAUUCUGUUUGCUCCUCCCAUAUUAGCUUGAGUCUGAGUUAAGGGACAAGGGCCACCGUGAGACACUUGUUGCUUUGAGGUGGUUAUUGGACCUCCCCUUUCUCCACAACACUUGAUUAUACAGUAAGCUGAACUCAUACACUGAAAGGGUAUUUAGAAAGGUGAACCUUGGGCUUACCAUUGGGUUUGAACCUAGGAAUCUGGCAUCAAGGGCUUGGGCUUCUCUGCAGCAGGUGUUGUAAAGUUCAUGGCUUUAAGAAGUCUGUGGGUCUGGGUUUAACCCAUAGUAGCAGCAGUUCUGAGGGGAGCUUUCUCUGCAGGGUCCCAGAGCUCUCGGAACCUUCCUGCUUGGCGCCCCUGCCCCUGCCCGUAGCCCAGCCGUGCCUGUAGCUUGCUUAGCCUCUCAGUGCGGUGGCUUGUACACUGCUGUCCUGGCCACUGCAUUCAAAUUUCAGUGUAUACUUCCUAGUGUAAAAAUUUAUAUUAUUGUGGGAUUUUUUUUUUUUUUGUAUAUUGCUGUAUCUACUUUAACUUCCAGAAAUAAAAGUUAUAUAGGAACAGUC